AUGCUGACAAGCUGAAAGUUUGUAUGCUGGCAGGCAGCCCCUUUGGGAUUGUACCUGGCGUAGUUGGCCAUCGCGGAGCUGUGCACAACCUCGCGAAAUCGUCGACUUUUGAUUUCGAGGUUCGAACAAUACGCACCCCAUGCGCUGCUCAAAGCCGCACAAAUUUGAAUACCUGAGCAGGUGAUGUGAAUGACGACGCCGGCCCCCGGGAAAAUUUGAAUUCAAUUCUCAACAAAAGGCACUCGAAGUAUAGAUGACAAUUGUCCUUGCCUUUCGACCACACGACAGUUUUUAGUUAUCGUCAGGUGUAUUGAGGUAGAAUGGAGAGUGAGGAGAGCAGCACCGAGGACGAGGACUGUGCGGACCCCUCACCCAGCAGUAGCAUUCUGGUUUUAUGCGAGCCGACACGACGAGGAAAUGAGGAGAACGCAGGUGAGUUUAUUUUGUAAUUUAAAUUUGUUAGUUUUGAAGCUCUUGAACAAACAGCCCGGACUGCCUUUGCAUGUAUCCCACUGUUCCUGCAGCUGGUAUGUCUUGGGAGCGAUGCUUGUGCCACUGCUGCCCUGGCGCUACCAAUCAGCGGAAUGUUACAGAUGUGUCUUGGCCGAGAAUCGUGAAAGCAGCAUUGUUACGGCAGGAUGCAACUUGUGCCUUCCUGGUUCAACAGAAUUGCGCAGAUGAGAAUGCUGAACCUCGUGGGUUUGUACAUGUAGAGUGUUACAGGAAGUACACGCACAAGAAAAGUCUCGAGAGAAUCUCAAAAGCCCAAGCAAAUGCCAACAGUUCUUGCUCUGAUUCCUCAGCCUCAGAUGAGGAUGAUCAGCCACCACCUCCGAAAAGGCCAUGUACACGUAGCACAGCGCCACAGCCAACACGGAAAGAGCUGUGUUUGUUCUGCCAACAACAGAGCAAGCGGAAGCGAGGGAAGCCAGCUGAAAAGCUGUCAGUGUGCGAGAGCUUUGACGCAGCGCAGAGGAUUCUGGACGCUGCGUUGGAGAAGGAAGAUGCCCGCAUACUCCUGGAGGUCCAGAGUAAUCCGGAUUGUAUCGCUACAGAUACUGUUUACCAUCGCUCGUGCUAUGCCAAGUUCACCCUCUGUACUACACAGUCGAGCCGGGAGCGAUCUGAGACUGCAUCGAUAUACCAGCAGGCCUUCGAUGUUGUCGCUGAUGUCAUCGACAACGAGAUCUUGCAGCAAGAUGGGAGAGGAGGCAUACGAGCUGUCACCAUUCAGUUUCUGCGCAGCAAAUUCGUUGCUAGGCUUGAAGCACUCGGCAGGCCAAGCCCUAACUACAAAACGGAGCUGGUCAAAGCGAGGAUACUGAAUCAGUACCAAGGCCGGGUGAAGUUCGUUCGCUCCUCUGUCACGGAGCCGGAGAAGGUGAUUGCCGCUCACCUCAGUGAGGAGAACUAUAUUGGCUUGAUGACAUCUGUGAUUGGCGAUCUCGGAGGGCGAACAGAAGAAGACGAUGAGGUCUUCAUGGCGUCAGCUGCGCCGGCAACAUCUGAAAUGGAUUUGUUUCAUGCCGCCAUUAUGGUGCACCAUGCCGUCAGAGAGGUUGAGCCGGUCCUGACCUCCACACCCCAUGCCACUGAAAUAACCAAAGAGUCAGUUGCACGCUGCGUCCCUGUCGUCCUUCACAACUUUCUUGCGUGGGUCAUAGGCGGUCCAGACGUAGAGGCUUGUGUUGGCGGGCGUGCAGAAGUUAACGAGAGAGUGGGCAGGCUGGUGGAUUCUAUAUCCCAGGAUAUUGUGUACGCCGCCAGCAAUGGAAGAGUGGUGCCACCAAAACACAUUGCACUGGCCAUGACGACACGCCAUCUGACCCGGUCGCAGCAGUUGGUGACAAUGCUGAACCGAUUCGGUCACUCUGUGUCAGCAACAAGGGUAUCUGAGGUGGAAACCGCUCUUGCCAUGGAGGUUAGGCACUCAGAGACACGCCUUCCAAGCACCGUGACCCCGAACAAUGCCAUUUUUUUCUGCUCGGACAACAACGAUCGGAAUGAAGAAACGCUAGAUGGGAAGGGGACUAUGCACGCAACUGCCACGAUCGUUCUGCAGAACAACCAUCCAAGUCCAGAAUUACCCGCACCAGGCAGAACACCAGACGUGAGUGCUGCAAACGGUCCUCUACUCCGCAGUAGCCGGCGGCCUAGGGCUCUGAUCCCUUCAGAGCGGUUGACCCUACCACUUUUCGUGCCGCCUAGAUCCAUAGCAUCACCUCAUCUCUCAGCUAGUGGUCUAACGGAAACCCAGUCGACUGAUGCACUAGCACCAGGAGAGGAUCUGGACAUCGUUUGGUUGCUGUUGCGAAGCACGCAGGCAACAUCACGGUUUGGCCGUAGUGCUGCUGAGCCUCAGGAAGUACCACCCUGGUCUGGCUUCAACGCAUCCGUUGCAUGCACGGCAGUGCAACCAGUUACCCGUAUCGCUUACCUGCCGCUAAUCCCCGAAUCACCUACAGAUGGUGCUGUUGUUGGAGAGGUCAUCCAGAGAUGUGUGCUUAUGGCACGCAGUCAUGGUCAGUCACACUGCAUCUUGACGUGUGACCAAGCCAUGUAUGCGAAGGCAGUGCAAGUGAUGUCGCAGAAGAGAGACGCUUACCCGGAAGUUGUGCUGCGCAUGGGCAGUUUUCACACCAUACUCUCAUUUCUUGGAGUCAUCGGAAAGCGGUUCGCGGACGGUGGCCUGAGUGACCUCCUCGUUGAUGCUGGUGUUGUCGGCCCGAGUGCUUGCAGAGCGGCAUUAUCUGGCAAGCAUUACAACCGUGCCAUUCGCAUGCACAAGCUGGCAUUCGAAGCGCUGUGGCAAUGUCGCUGGGAAGUGUUUGAACGAACCCUGGAACACGCAGAGAAUGGUGGCGACCUUCAGCACAUCGAAGAUGCAAUCUGUGCCCUCCGUGACAGCGGAAUUUAUGAUGCUGCAAGCAUGGCAACCAAGUCAUCGGCAUUCGCAGUACUGAAGGCAGACUAUUGCAGAUCUAGCCAGCAGGAGGCAAGCAAGCCGUCCAUGGCUUCCUAUUGGCUGUCUUACCUGGAGAUGAUCAGCUUGUUGCUGCAAUUUAUUCGAGCGACUCGCACUGGAGACUGGAAUCUGCAUCUGGCAUGUGUUCGGAAGCUUUUGCCGUGGUUUUAUGCGUACGACCACCAACACUAUGCCCGCUACCUCACAAUGUACUGGUGCGACAUGGUACGACUGCCCGAUACGAACCCGUCCGCUUCGGAAGCAUUAAAGGCUGGAGACUUCACAGCAACGCGUUCCUCCAAGUCCUUCGCCAAGGUCCCUGUCGAUCAAACCAUCGAGCAGACAUUCAACAGGGACAGCAAAACACCUGGUGGAAUUGUCGGCUUCUCACGAAACAAAGGCGCCGUGGAACGUUGGGUGCUAACUGCGCAUGAAUGUGCCGCUGUUACAUCAGCUUGUUACAGCUUGGCAGGUCUCGACCGAGACAACUCAUCGACUACCCACAAGGACAGCACCAAGCACCGUAUGACGAGAGACCAGCAUGAUGUUGAGGCCAUCGGCAAGGUGCUGAGUGAGUACGGAAACCCCUAUCAGCCAGGUGACCUUGUCAACCUUGCCACGAGAGAUGUGCCCUCAGCUAGUGUGCAGAAGGAUUUGCAUGCGGCGCAGACGGUCGGAGAGAAUGCUGUGCAGGAGUUCAUUGCGAACAGGAUGGUCACCGAUGGAAGCAGCAUCUCUGACGUCUUGAAAAAGAACAAACUGGAGACGUUCAAGGCCCCCGCCAAGAGGAAGAAGUCCUCACGUGCUUGUCGAGCUGAUACUGCUUUGCAGCAGGUUAAGCUGUUCCAGCAACUUGUUGUCAUGGCGCAGGUGAGAACCAUUGACAUGAGGUUGCUGCUCACGCACGAGCUGGGUACACUUCCGCUAUCACUAGCCCAGGGUGACGGCACUCCAGUUACCACGCAGAAGUCGAAGCUCAUGGCAUUGCUUGAGCAAGUCGAGGACGUAGCUGAGGCUGCAAACUCGAUUCCUGAUGGGUGUGCGCUCGUAAUUGAUGCAAUGGCCAUGCUACGAGCUCAGACGUCACUUCCGCCGACAUUCGGCCAGCUAAGCGAACAGGUAUUGAAGUACCUGGUGAAGCUUCUCGUGUCCCAUAGGUCUAGCCGAUUAGACUUUGUAGCCGACGAGUACCACACCAACUCCAUCAAGUCGUUUGAGAGGCAGAGUCGUUCGCAUGCAUCCGCUGGACACAUCCGUCGCCACGUACAGCGCCCAGAUCAAGCCAUCCCCACGGAUUGGAGCAGAUUUAUGACCUGCGGUGAGAACAAGACUGAUCUUGUGCAGUUCUUCGCCGACCAGUGGGCAGAACGCCAAGCUGCUCUUCUACUACAUCCUGGCCAGAGCAUCUACGUGACUGUUGGCGUGAAGUCCUGGCGUCUGGAGGCCAAGGAUGAUGGCCAGUUCAGCGCAUCUGUCGAACCGUUGCUCGAGUGCACGCACGAAGAAGCGGACACGCGCAUGUUCUUGCAUGCCGAGCAUUCCCUCUGCCGUGGUGCAUCUUCCGUCUGCAUAUUCUCGCAAGACACUGAUGUCUUUGUCCUGGCUCUAGCGCAUUCAGCAUCUCUACAUGGAACUGUCUAUAUCCUCACUGGCCAGAAAUCCAAGAGGAGAGUGCUGAAUGUCACUGCAAUUGCCGACAAGCUUGGCCCGACAGUCUGCGGCGCUCUGAUAGGGCUCCAUGCUUUCACCGGAUGUGAUGCAAUCAGCGCCUUUUCUGGGAAAGGCAAAGCCCGUGGCCUGAAGCUUGUUAAGGGAAAUGGCAACCUCGCGGGUGCAAUGGCAGCUCUUGGGCAGAGUUUUGCAAUGCAGGAGUCCAUUUUCAAUGGAUGCAAGCAGUUUGUAUGUGCACUGUACGGUGCCACAGGCUCCUCUGCCGAUGUCAAUGGCUUGCGGUACAAGCUGUUCUGCGAUGCCAGCAAGGCACGAGACCCAAGGCAACUUCCACCUUGCGAGGACGCCCUUCUCCAGCACGCACGUCGUGCCAAUUACCAGGCAGCUAUCUGGAAGUCUGCGUUGCAACGCCAACCCGACCAACCCAGUCCUGAUGGCCAGGGAUGGACUAUCGAGGCAGGUGUAUUGAAGAUUACUUGGCUAUUAACCAACGUGGCACCCAAGGAGGUUCUAGCCAUGGUGAAGUGCAACUGCGUGGUCGGAGACUGCUCCAGCCAGAGGUGUGCAUGCCACAAGUCCAUGUUGCCUUGCACAGAUGUAUGUGGCUGUCGAACUUGCUCCACCAAACCUGGUUCCAGCCACCUUACAAGCAGCACCACCACUUCGGAGUCUGUGGAGGAUUCCUCCGAUUCCAGUGACUGUGGAUCUGACAGUGAUCCUGAGCCCGCUGAUCAGAAUGAUGCAGCCACAUGACGAGCCUGUCAUCAUUACUACUACAGUCUACGCAGUUGACUAUUUCGACACAUCCAAGACCAGACUCACCAUCGGAAACAUUGUCCAUCAUCUCUCCUACCCGGAUGGGACGAAGUAUCCGUUAACGCCAAUGGGUCAACGGGACAGGACGGGACAGGGGAUAGGUGUGUGUGUGUGUGUGUGUGUGUGUGUGUGUGUGUGUGUGUGUGUGUGUGUGUGUGUGUGUGUGUGUGUGUGUGUGUGUUUCCGCCAUGAGUGCCCACGCUGCAACAGGCAAUUUCGGCGUCCCCAGGAUCUGGGACGGCAUCAGCCGUACUGUCAUUGAUGAACUUCUUCCGUGACGUCGUCUCCCACAUCUUGGGAGCGGCGUGGCCAGCAAUUGCAGCUGUAUAUAGUAGUAAUAGUAGUAGUAGUGUUAAUGUGUGUGUGUGUGUGUUUGUGCAUGUAUGGGUGGGGUUGUCAAACGUGUGUGUGCCGCUGCUGCUGCUAUUGUUGUUGAUGUUGUCGAUUUAGUUGUUGCUGUUUUCGAUGUCUGACUAGGUGUAAACAUCAAUACAGCUGGCCAUUACAUAUGCCUGGCAGAUGAUUCGCUAGUGAUCCUUUGUGCUGGCAGUUGACACUCUAAUUCACAUUUCUUUUGUAUUGUCUUGUCUUUACUUUAUUCUCGCAAGAAGACGGAAAGCCUGAAUAUGCUUGCUCUUACAAACGCUUCCGGAUUGAUGGUCCUGAUGGGGAUUCAGUGAAUUUUCUUACUUCUGUGAAGAAGUUAAUUACGAUCGGCUUGACAUACUGCUAAAAUUGCUGGCUAAAUACCACGAGAA
Messenger RNA from Sycon ciliatum, 6210 nucleotides. RefSeq lists its product as uncharacterized. The coding region runs from base 503 to 5389 and encodes 1628 amino acids. The transcript is spliced from 3 exons. The record is from RefSeq and is a predicted model, not a curated record. NCBI's taxonomy places the organism in Eukaryota, Metazoa, Porifera, Calcarea, Leucosolenida, Sycettidae.